Molecule: messenger RNA, 2422 nt
Organism: Panicum virgatum (switchgrass)
Lineage: Eukaryota; Viridiplantae; Streptophyta; Magnoliopsida; Poales; Poaceae
Exons: 5
Coding region: 767-1933 (388 amino acids)
Source: RefSeq, a predicted model, not a curated record
CAGAGCACGCCGCCUCUCGCCUCAGGCCACCGCACGCCGACGCCGACCCUCGCCGCCUCGCCGGCAACGCCGACCCCCUCAGCCUCGCCGACGCCGCCACCUCCUCGCCACUCGCCCGCUGCCACGCGGUAGCUGGCUCUCUGCCACCGCCACCCUGCCUUCCACCUCCCCCCCCCCCCCCCCCCGCCGCAGACUCCUCGCCCCUCGGUGGCUUGGCCGUGCGGCCACGCCGCCGGUCCCUUGCACUAGCGGCAGGCAAACAGAUGGCUAGUCGCUACCUUUUGAGCGCAUGGCGUGAAGCAAAAUGUGGGUAAAAAAAAAUCGAAUUGUUCUGAUUCCAUAACGAAGUAGUAUACAGAAAUCCCCGGGCCUAGAAAUUUAAUUCGUACAAAAUGAGCUAACUAAAAAUAAAGCGGUUCAUUUUUUAUAUUUAUUAUGUGGUCAAAUUGGUUUCCAUAUACGCAGAAAUCCUGAACGCUGAAGUUAUAGUAGACCAAAAUAACCAAACCCCAUUGUUCAUACUAACCUAAUGCCCACCCCAAUCACAGGGUGGCCAGUAUACUAGCAUAUCAGGUAUGAUAUAUUGAGGUUCACAUUAUUGUUAGAUUAUGUGAUGCUGUUGGCUAUCAUUAGUACAUUUCCAUGGGUUGAAUGCACACAUUGCCUGAUUGCUGCCCUCUGAAUUCAUUAAUUUUGGUGCAGUCCCUGAUGAAUGAUUUUUUUGGUGAUAAGUUAAACCCACCUUGAAUCUUAAAAGAAUUUGCCUAUGAAGACCAAGAAAACAGCGAAUGGGUCAUCUUGCAAGAAGGGCAAGUUGUUUGAUGGUCUAAUUAGUAAACACGCUUCAGAAAUGGAUCCAUGUUACAAACUUUUCCUGGAAAAUUUGAGAGAAGAUGGGAAUACUUAUGUCCUUGAUGUGCCAAACGGGGACCAUGGCAUGCCUGUUUCUGUACGGUAUGAGGAGGAUGAUACGUCCUAUGGGAACACAAAGGCCAGUACCCCAAAUUUCCCCAAUGGUUCACUGCAUAGAAGACAGGGUGUUCCAAAUGGCAAACGACCUGAUGUAAAAGCAGUUAAUGCCAGUGGAAGUGUGGAUCACUCCUUUUCACCAAAGAGAGCAUAUGUGAAGCAGAAGAAGACCCCAUCAGCAGAUGAAUCUUAUGAGUUAUUUCUUAGCCUUGUGAAAUUCAAGGAUGGUUUCAUGGCUAUUGAGCCAGAACCAGGUGUGACCAUUGUAUACGAGCGAGAAGAAGACAUGCCUGCUAGAUAUGAUGAAUUGAGAACUGGCAGUUCCAGAAAUGAACCGGAGCCUUUGGUGGCUCCACUUGAAAACAUGGAGGUAGACUCCGCUAUGUAUGGAUGUGAAUAUGGGCUUACACAGGCUAAUAAAAUUGCAUCUGAGCAUGAAAUGGAUGGACCAUCUUCAGAUAACAUUGAUGAUCAGGAUGUUAUCUGCACAGAUGAGCGAGGGCUUGUAGUUUACACUGGACCUUUGUAUUCAAAUGCAUGUGAAGAUGAACAAGCAGCACCUCUUGCUAUUAGCUGCAGUGGAUCCUCUACAUUUGAUGAAAAACUCAUCACUGUUUUAAGUCAGCCAUAUGAUCAAAAGGAAUAUGAAGAGCUUUGGAGAAAAGCCACUGACCGGAAACCUGUGAGCAGACAAAGACACCUGCGAAGUGCAUCAAAGCGCUAUGUUACAGGGGCAAUUGGGCUGUCGUAUCUCGAUCAUUACCCAGAUCUAGCUGUACAAAUAAACUCCGCUGACUGUGAUGAGAGACUGAGCCUACUGAGAAAAUUCUUCUUCUGGUUGGAGAACUUAUGCCAUGAGGGAGCCUACAUGCCAUGGAUCUCCAAGCCACUAGCCUGCAAUCCCAUUUUACCAGAUGAGUAUGAGCCGACGCCCACUGUCGAGACGUGCAAGGAUGAUCUGUAGGGCAGUGAGCUGAGCUUGGCGAUCUCCUCGCGUCUCUCCGCUACACGACUGAUCCUUGUUCUGAUGCAUCAAGGCUCAUCACCUACCAUGUGCUCAUAAUUGUUGUCGCACCACCUACAACCAGAAACUGUAUUGGCCUACCAGGACAUUGAUGCGCCUACCGAGCUUGGAAUCUUCAGUGCCUAUCGCAGUAGUGCUGCACUGCUGCUGCCUGCUGGUCCGAGGUUUCAUGGCCUCCAAAGCAUCUUGUGAUGUACAUAUAUCUGUGGUCUGUGGUCUGUGGUGAAUGUUUCACUCGACGUCACUAAUCAACCCUUUUUCUGCACAAUUCUUACCUCUCUGUGUGGAGGCGAACCACGGUUUAUUUCACAAGAUGAUGUAGCAGCGUCCAAUCCAACUCUCAAAAGGAAGCGGCACGAACAAAAGGUCUCAGCGUCUAGACUCUUAUGGCUGCAAAACGUCGCUGAACUCUUCAGUUCUUUUCACCUA